This is a messenger RNA of Saccharomycopsis crataegensis, 783 nucleotides long. RefSeq names its product chorismate mutase ARO7 (gene ARO7). The transcript has a single exon. The record is from RefSeq and is a predicted model, not a curated record. Bases 1 to 783 code for a protein of 260 amino acids. NCBI's taxonomy places the organism in Eukaryota, Fungi, Ascomycota, Saccharomycetes, Ascoideales, Saccharomycopsidaceae. Gene Ontology annotation, cellular component: cytoplasm. Gene Ontology annotation, biological process: chorismate metabolic process; aromatic amino acid biosynthetic process. Gene Ontology annotation, molecular function: chorismate mutase activity.
AUGGAUUUCCUCAAACCAGAAACCGUUCUUGAUCUUUCAAACAUUAGAUCCGCCUUGGUGAGAAUGGAAGAUACUAUUAUCUUCAACUUCAUUGAACGCUCUCAAUUCUUCUCCACCCCAUCCAUUUAUGAACCAAACAGGUACCCAAUCCCUAACUUCAAUGGCUCUUUUGUCGAAUACGCUUUGCUUCAAAAAGAGCGCUCGGAGUCACAAUUACGCCGGUUCCAAGCCCCAGAUGAACAUUCUUUUUUCCCAGCCUCUGAACUUUGUGAACCAAUUUUACUGCCUAUCAAUUACCCAAAGAUCCUUGCCAGCUACAAUGAGGAAAUCAACGUCAAUGACGAAAUCAAAGAAUAUUAUAUCAACAACAUUGCUCCGGUGAUUAGUGUUACUCAGGGAGAACAACAAGAAAACUUGGGAAGUUGUACUUUAUGUGAUAUCGACUGCUUACAAGCUUUGAGUAGAAGAAUCCAUUUUGGAAAAUUUGUGGCUGAAUCAAAAUUUAUUAAUGAUCGCGAAGCCUACACAAUCAUGAUCAAGAAUAAAGACGCCAAGGGACUUGAGGCUGCCAUCACCAACGCCGCUGUUGAGGAAAAAAUCUUGCAAAGGUUGACUGAAAAAGCCGUGGCCUAUGGUACUGAUCCUUUACUUAGAGUCAGCCAGAACCAACAGAGUAAAGUGAGGAGUGACGUGUUGGUGAGCAUUUACAAAAACUGGGUGAUUCCUUUGACAAGGAAAGUAGAAGUUGAUUAUUUGCUAAGAAGAUUGGAAGAUGAUUACUGA